UAUUGCUUGUAAAGAAUGACUCACGUGCUGUCGCAUCGCACGAGUCAGAUCCCGGUGCUGAAACUGGAGGGUACUGAAUGCGAAUUCAAGGCGAAACGGGCUCCCGAGUACGAUGGCCUGCUCCGUGUAAAGGACUCUGCCUUCAGCCUGUCCUUUACAUACAGGUACUGUCGGCUCUAUUACACUGCACUGUAUAUCUAUGACCGGAAGAAGCGAGUCAAACCUACGUGCGCAAUCGAUUUGAACGACGCAGUAAUUGGGGCAUCGCUGAAUAAGCUGAGGCUGAGGAUCAUUGCGAAAGGGGUGACAUACCACAUGAAAGCACGCACGGAGACGGAUUUCUCUCGUUGGCUAGAAGCGAUACGAGAAGCGAGGGAAAUAAAGGAGGACGACGAAAUUGUGCUGAAGGUGUACUUUUUAGAUGGCGCAUUCAUUAAUGUGAAUGUCACGGACGAAACUACGGCGGAAGACCUGUGGAAACGCAUCUGCGAAAGGCUGUCACUGGAAGAUGAUUGCAGGCCCAGCUUUUUCAUUUGGGCCAUCGGGUCAAGACUAGAGGUACUAUUGCGGAAUUACGACAAGAUAAAGGAUGUACUGAGAGACUGGAAUGAGAAGUACGUGCCACAGUACUCUGACAACCUUGAGAGCCCCCCAUUCGUGGUCUUCAGGAGGUCACCAUUUUCGCAGAUUGAGAGGGAGCUGCAGUUCCACAGCGAAAAGGCGAUUUACCUGUUGUACUCUGAGGCGGUUUUUGUGUUUUUGAUUAACGGCUACUACACGUCUCGAGACCAAAGGCAUUACCUUUCCGGGCUGAUCGCGCAUGUGCUGUUCGGAGACGCCAAAGAGGGGCUAGAGGCAGAGUACCGUCACUCCCUGCCCAAGCUAGUGCCAGGCUCUGCGAGGGCGUUGAUCAAGCAAAAGAAGGGACUCAAGGAGGUGAGAGCGGUUCAGGUCGAGCAUGCGAAACACAGAGGCACGCCUCUUGAGGCCAUUUACAGACAGUUUUUGAAAGUGGUGCAGGCCCUGCCCUACUAUGGGUCGGUCUUCUUUUUUGUUCAAGAUAACACCGUCGACAAAUCCGGAUAUUUCGUCGGUGACAGCGAUAUUAUGUGUUUAGGUGUCAACCAACUCGGCAUUCACUUCUUCAUCAAGGGGAAGCACAAAUUUUCUCACCCCUGGGAAAACGUAUCCUAUUGGAGGAUGGACAAGUCAACCAAGAGAUAUUUGUAUAUUUUAGUUCGGGCGAAAAAAAACGUCUAUUACGUCUUGGAGACUCCCGCCUGUCUCCUUAUUAAUAGCUACGCCUCCAGCAUGAUUUGGCGUAGAAGACUAAUGGAUCUGGCAUUAGCUAACAAAUAAAAAUCUAUCUAGUCUCUGGGCUCGGAGUUUCCCUGGACUCCUAGAAAAA
Molecule: messenger RNA, 1408 nt
Organism: Schistocerca gregaria
Lineage: Eukaryota; Metazoa; Arthropoda; Insecta; Orthoptera; Acrididae
Product: FERM domain-containing protein 8-like
Exons: 4
Coding region: 16-1359 (447 amino acids)
Cellular component (GO): cytoskeleton; plasma membrane
Source: RefSeq, a predicted model, not a curated record